UGUUUUAGAUGCCUAGAAUACGCAAACGAAAGACUACAAGAGCACAGUGCAGCUUGAAUCAGUAUGAAGAUGCUUACAAAGAAACUAAACGCGGGACUUCUUUGCGACAAGCUGCGGAAAUGCAUGAUGUUAAUCGCAUGUCACUAUUAAGACCAAACCCUGAUACUGAAGACAAUAUUCCUGCAGUACCGUCACCUGGAAGAACUAGACCAAAUCCUGACACUGAAAAUAAUGCUUCUGCAAUACCAUCUCACACAACAAGCAGAACAGACACUGAAGAUAUUUCUCCUGCAGCACCAUCACCUGUAAUAAGCAGACCAAUCCCUGACAAUCAAGAGGAUGCUCCCAUAGCACCAUUUUUAGUAAAUAUUGCCAACCUUGACUGUAUUCAAGAAGAAAAUUUUGUUACUGAGAAUUUUGGACCUAAUAAUAAAAGUCCACCACUUUCACCUUCUAUAUUAGACAAUACACCAAGCCAAAAUUUUAGCAAUGUUCAACCAUCUACUUCUGCCAUACCAUCAGUUUUUUCUCCUGAAAUUGUUCGGCCCUUUCCAAAAGCUUCCCAAAGAAAAACGCGAGGACCUAGAACCAAGAAGUCUACGAUUUACACGGACACGCCUGAAAAAGAGGCAGUCAGGCAAGAAUAUGAAGCAAAAGAAAAACGACUGAAGGCAAAGGGCAUCAAAAAAAAUCUCAAUGAGCCGAAAGGAAAAGGAAAAGGUAAAGCAACGAAAAGGAAACAAUCACCGUCAAUAUCAGAUGAAGAAGAAUAUUUUUGUUUGGUGUGCCUUGGUCCAUAUUCUGAAAGUAGGCCUGGCGAAAAAUGGAUUAAAUGCCAAGGAAAGUGUAACCUUUGGGCCCAUGUAGACUGUACAGAUGGUAGUCGGUAUUAUAUUUGUCACAACUGUGAUGAGUCGGAUUAGAUUAGUUGUCAAACUUACUUUUAUAAAUUUUCACAUGCUACAUUUCUAAAAAAAUAUUUGAGUUCCUGUUUAAAAGAUUUUGUUAUGUUUUGAGUUUAGUUUCAAAAUAGAACAGAGAUUAAGUUCUAAUGUGAUUAUGAACAUGAUUAAUAUAUUAUAUUUGUUAAGUCCGCUUUAACUAAUUUUAAGUGCAGACUGUUAUAAAUACUUUAAGGUACUUAAAUAGUGGGUAUAGAUGAAGACUGACUGUACUAAUGAAGACUACUGAUUGUAACCAAAGAUCCUAUAGUGCCUUAUAUGUUGUAAGAAAUUAAAAUGUUCAAAGAUUUUAUUUCUUUUGUUAGGAAAGUAUAAUUUAGUUGAUUAUUAUAUAAAAAUAAAUAAAUAUUUUUUGCAAUUAAAGUGUUUUAUUGGCAUUUUAGAGUAUUUUUAUCUUAUUUUGUGAUCAUAUUACAGUAUUUUCAUCGUGUCACUAUUGACCC
Messenger RNA from Helicoverpa zea (corn earworm), 1405 nucleotides. RefSeq lists its product as uncharacterized. Lineage: Eukaryota; Metazoa; Arthropoda; Insecta; Lepidoptera; Noctuidae. The transcript has 2 exons. The record is from RefSeq and is a predicted model, not a curated record. The coding region runs from base 9 to 923 and encodes 304 amino acids.